UCCCAUGGUUUGAAUUGGGAAUGAACUCUUCUGAAAUAUCAGGACAGAAAUCUUUUUGUUCAACAUGGACGACAAAAGACGCCGAGCCCGGGUGCAAGGAGCCUGGGCUACUGCUGCCAAGAGCCAGGGUACUGCCCAGCCAGGUACUACUGCUAGGAACCAUCUUUCCCAGACACCGGGGCAGGCCUGGAGGACCAAGGAUCAGCAACUGCCUGACAGAGAGUUUGUAUUCAAAGAACCUCAGCUGGUUGUGCGGACAGCCCCAGAACCCAGAGUGAUUGACAGGGAGGGUGUGUAUGAGAUCAGCCUGUCACCCACAGGUGUGUCUAGGGUGUGUCUAUAUCCUGGCUUUGUGGACUUGAAGGAAGCUGACUGGAUAUUGGAGCGCCUUUGUCAAGAUGUCCCCUGGAAACAGAGGAUGGGCAUCAGAGAGGAUAUAACUUAUCCGCAACCAAGACUUACAGCAUGGUAUGGAGAGCUUCCUUACACUUACUCAAGAAUCACUAUGGAACCAAAUCCUCACUGGCAUCCUGUGCUGUGCACUCUGAAGAGCCGCAUUGAGGAGAACACUGGCCACACCUUCAACUCCUUGCUGUGCAAUCUUUACCGGGAUGAGAAGGACAGUGUGGACUGGCACAGUGAUGAUGAACCCUCACUGGGGAGCUUCCCCAUCAUUGCAUCACUUAGUUUUGGUGCCACUCGGACUUUUGAGAUGAGGAAGAAGCCCCCACCUGAAGAGAAUGGAGACUAUACAUAUGUGGAAAGAGUGAAGAUACCACUGGAUCACGGGACCUUGCUAAUCAUGGAAGGAGCCACACAAGCAGACUGGCAGCACCGAGUGCCCAAGGAAUACCACUCCAGAGAACCGAGAGUAAACCUAACCUUUCGGACCAUUUAUCCAGACCCUGGAGGAGCAUCCUGAUGAUGGGGCACAUCUGCAAAGCUGGCCACUGAGAUGGGGGGCUGUGCAGCCCCUCCCCCCACUCCUGGAAGAACUUUUAGAGGCUGCUCCACACCCUCUCUUUGUGUGGCUGUUUGGAAAUUGUGGAGUUUGCCUCCCUGGUCCUUGUCCUUCUGCAUGACAGCUACCAGUGCUUCAUGUUGCCAACAUGUCUACUAAGGGCACAAAUUUAGACAAAUCUCUAAAUCAAGGGUUAUCAUUAAACAGAUUGAACACUGCUGUGACUGCUCACAGAUGAUUUGGGCCAUCAGCUCUUUUCUUCCUGCCCUCCCCCAUUAAUCUGAAGAAAUACAAAUGUCCUUGAGCCUCUCGGGAAGAUCUGAGCAUGUUUGUUCCUUAUGACGUUAGCAAAAUGGAGAUAUAAAUACAUGUCAGUGACUCUGGAGCCUUCCACAGGCAGACAGCUGCUGAAACCCAAACAGAGGUGGCUUCUCUGGGCUUUGUUGAAGUCUUCCUUGACUCCUUAACUUCUUGGCUUAUGUGUUAUUGUAAUGGAAAGCUGUGUGUUCAGGAACACUGUUUAUUCAGCUGAAUCUCCCAGCUGUCAGUCUUCCUGGGGCACACUUAGGCUACAGGCCUCUGAAUAAAGAGAAGGCAGCUUUGCUGCUCCUUCCUAUACCCCAGGUAGUCCUACCUGGAAAGACAAUGCUGUCUCCUGGAAACAAGGAAUAACUGGGUGUCAGGAAACCAGGCUGCAGUUUUGGUUGAAGAACAGCAAAUGCCCUGUUAGUAACAGCUGUUCCAAUGGAUUAGCUUCCCCUGGAGAUUUCCUUGAGUCAUUUAAACCCAAGCCAGAUAGAAUCUGAGCAGCCCUGCAGGGAAUAGCCUGGAUGACCUCAUGGUUCUUCUACCUUAGAUUUCAGAAGCCUGUGACUAAGGCCCUUCUGACUCAGUGUUCCUUUUUACUGGCUGACCAAGUUCAGGGUUUAGCCUGUGAUGUCACCAAGGUUUCCAAAACAGAAUGGGGUAGCUGCCCCUUGUUGCAUCAUAAAAACACAUGACUCUUUGACCUAG
Messenger RNA from Phodopus roborovskii (desert hamster), 1975 nucleotides. It is a transcript of the gene Alkbh3, whose product is annotated as alkB homolog 3, alpha-ketoglutarate dependent dioxygenase. Bases 65 to 922 code for a protein of 285 amino acids. The record is from RefSeq and is a predicted model, not a curated record. Gene Ontology annotation, molecular function: dioxygenase activity. Gene Ontology annotation, cellular component: nucleus. Gene Ontology annotation, biological process: DNA repair; DNA alkylation repair. The transcript has 9 exons. NCBI's taxonomy places the organism in Eukaryota, Metazoa, Chordata, Mammalia, Rodentia, Cricetidae.